Molecule: messenger RNA, 1326 nt
Organism: Rotaria sp. Silwood1
Lineage: Eukaryota; Metazoa; Rotifera; Eurotatoria; Philodinida; Philodinidae
Source: the annotation of a GenBank genome assembly
AUGUAUUCAAAUGCAUCUACUCAAUUUGCUACAACACCUGCGUCAGUUUCUGAUGCUGAUAUAACUGGUCAACAACAAACUCAUUUUAAUCUAUUAAAUUUUAUUGGUACAGCUGCAGUUGGAUUGAUAGCACCUACACCAAUUAAAAUUUCAAAUAAUAAUAUAAAUACUAAUGAAAAUGAAUCAUUAUCUCAAACAGAUGAAAUUUCACAAAAAACAAUUUUAUUAGAAAAUCUUUACAAGACUGUAUCACUUCGUGAAAAAAAUGUAUUACAAUUAUAUGAUACACGAAAAAGUCAAAAACGUUUAUCUGAUUCUAUUUUAGCACAUCAAAAACAUUUAUCAAUAAUAAAUAAUAAUAUCAAUUCACAUUUACAACAACCACAACAACAAAUACAGAAUAAAUCUAUUUUUCAACAUGAUCAAAAUAUAAAUAAUAAUACAUUAACUCGUCAUGCUUCAUUACGUUAUAGAAGAACAUCAACAACACUUCAAACAAUACAUCAACAAUCUUCUACAAUGGCUCAACGUGAACCUCAAAAAAUUUUUAUUAUGCGUCAUGGUGAAAGAGUUGAUUCAACAUUUGGUGCUAAUUGGCUUGAUCAAGUAUUUGAUAAAAUGACAGGUGUUUAUCGAAGAAUUAAUUUAAAUUUACCAAAAAAAUUAGUUAAACGAAAAGAUAUAAAAGAUUUUAUAUUUGAUCCACCAUUAACUGAAUUAGGUUUACAUCAAUGUAAAACAGUUGGUGAAGAACUUGUUGCUCAAGGUAUUAAAAUUGAUCAUGUUUAUUCAUCACCUGCCUUACGAUGUGUACAAACAGCUGAUAAAAUUCUUGAAGGUCUUCAAAUGCGUGAUAAAAUAUCAAUACGUAUUGAACCAUGUCUUUUUGAAUUUCUCAAAUGGUAUCCUAUUGUACCGGUAAUAUGGCCUUUUCUUGAUUUAGAUGAAUUAACUCAAAAUGGAUAUAAGGUUGAUAAAUCUUAUCAACCAUUUUAUCCAAUGGAAAGUCUUAGAAAAGAUGAAGACGAAUUAAUGUUUUAUACAAGAAGUCAUUUUAUAACAAAAGCGAUUUUAAAAAAUCAUGAAAUUGAUGGAGGAAAUUUACUUAUUGUGGGACAUGCACCGACAAUUGAAGUAUGUACUCGACAAUUAAUCGGUGGUCAACCUCGGAUAAAUGAUUUGAAAUAUCUUGUUUUACGUGUACCAUAUCUAUCAAUGCAUUGUGUUGCUAAACAAAUUGAUGGAACAUGGAAAUCAACAAAACCACCGAUUUUACCAAAUAAAUAUGCAGCAGUUGAACCAUUUGAAUGGAGAUUUUUUCGAUAA